AGCUUCAAAGAUAAGAGACACUUAGUACAACCCACACUCACUUCACACUAACUUCCCUUUUCUUGGUUUUUCUUUUAUCAGUUUCCUCAACAAUUCAACCACAACUUUUCUUCUUCUUAUUAUUAUUAUUUCUCUUAUAUUUCUUGUGCAUUACAAAACAUUUUCAUCAAAUUCUUGAAUUCUAAUUCAGCAUCUCAUGAUAAUAAUUUCAAGAAUGACACGAUCUGUUCCUUUAUUAUUAGCUCUGUUUAUGAUGCUCUCAAGUUUCGCAAACUCAUCGCCAAUACCAAAACCAAGAAUGCUCUAUCAAAUUGCAUGCACAAUGUGUUCAACUUGCUGCAACCCUAAUCCAUCUCCACCGCCACCGUCUCCUCCCCCGCCGUCUCCACCACCACCUGCCUCCACCAACAACUGUCCACCACCACCAUCUCCUCCAAGCUCAUCCGGCGGCGGCUCUUCCUAUUACUCUCCACCUCCACCUGCAACUUACACUUAUUCAUCUCCGCCCCCACCACAAGGCGGCGGCGGUGGAGGUGGAUCUUAUUACUAUCCUCCACCAGAUUAUAAUAACUACCCCACGCCACCGCCUCCUAAUCCAAUAGUGCCGUAUUUUCCAUUCUAUUACCAUACUCCACCGCCGGGGUCUGGUUCUUUGAAGCUAAUGGGUUCUUUAAGUUGCACUAUUAUUGUUUCUUUACUAAUUUUUUUGUUUAAUUUGUUGUUUUAAUUAAAGAUUAUAAUUAAAUUAAAGAAAUUAGAAUAAUGUGGCAAAUUGGCAGAUCUGAGAAUUAUGCAGCUGAGGAAAAAUCACAAGAGAGAUUCCUGAAAAUUUCAGGAAACAAAAAUCAAGAAUCAAGAAUUCAGCAUAAUUACAAAAAUGCCAUUCUUGGACAGAGCUUGAAGUGUAAGAGAAUUACUAGGAUGAUGACAACAUGACAAGUAAUUUUAUUUACUCUCUUUAAUUAAUUUUCAGUCUUGCUGUGAAGUGAAUGAUUUGUAAUUUGUUAGACAAAUUGUAUCUAGUGUAUUUUAAUUUGUUUUUUCUUUGCAGUUAUUAAUUGGAAAUAGUUAAUGAACUGUAGUCAAUUUUAUGAUUAAUAAUUAAUAAAGUUAAAAGCUAGCUUUUCUUUUUUGUUGAGUUCAA
Molecule: messenger RNA, 1144 nt
Organism: Mercurialis annua (annual mercury)
Lineage: Eukaryota; Viridiplantae; Streptophyta; Magnoliopsida; Malpighiales; Euphorbiaceae
Product: leucine-rich repeat extensin-like protein 1
Exons: 1
Coding region: 197-727 (176 amino acids)
Source: RefSeq, a predicted model, not a curated record